Messenger RNA from Spirometra erinaceieuropaei, 10563 nucleotides. The record is from the annotation of a GenBank genome assembly. NCBI's taxonomy places the organism in Eukaryota, Metazoa, Platyhelminthes, Cestoda, Diphyllobothriidea, Diphyllobothriidae.
AUGUCUGUGAUAAGUAAAUUAAUUUGAAUCCACUCAGCAGUUUUGCCUUAAGGUGACAACGAUCAAGCGGGUGAUAAGAUAUCCCCCUGUGAAUAUUCCAUUGGUGACCAAGUCUACGUUGGAAAGCAUUCAGAUCGUAUUGGAGUCGUUGCCUUCAUAGGGACCACACAAUUUGCACCUGGGGAAUGGAUAGGUAAGAACCAGGGUCGGGUAAAUACUUUUACAUUUGCAUCCUUACAUAUAAACCUGGCUCAGACACAGGUUAACAUGACAUCUUGUAGAUAGAGACGAGAAUACCAGACGACGUUUUCGGCCGUCAAGGGGCCGGUUACAAUGGCUCCCAAGCUGCUGCGGUCACGGGCUGGUGCGAAUAGCCUCACUUUAGCAUACCAGUUUGCGCACAACGUCACACGGGCGGAAUCGCGGACAUCUUGGGUCGAGUAUGCCGCCAAAUGUCUGGGGUUACGAACUGUAGAAAUGCUCCCGAAGGGAGAGGCCCUGUUUAGUCGCGUAAACUGCGCCUGCACGCAUAGGCGCGCCCGCAACGACACAGCUAACUUACUGGGGAGGAACUGCAGGUUGAGCCAGUCAGUCUGCUUACUGCUACUCAUCCCUGGAUUGUCCCGCAUUGACCAAAUUGUAACUCCAACUAUGCUAUUAGGGUGUUUUGACCCAUUUUUACCGGCAAAUGACCUCGGGGAUUUCCCACUCAAAUUAAAACUCUGGGAAGACUGUGCGACUGAAACACCGUAAUGCAAAAACGUUGACCCGACUCUUCUAGCAAGCACGUUUCCUCAUCCAUUUAUAAUCAAUCUCCCAUCUCUUUUCGACGACCACAACGACCAUGUAUAUGAAUAGACUACAUUGCGAUAAUGCUAAUUAAUCAAACAAGCUACUUUAAGAUACGCAUUGAUUGUCCAUAAACCGUUGGCUGCUAUUCAUCAGCUCACAUGCAGUAUCACGCUGGUCCCAGCCAAAGUACUCCAGUUGGCGUUUACGACUUCAUACAUUUGAGGGCGCCCUGAUGUGUGCACGUACCGAAAUUAAUCCCAGUUCGUGUCCUAGACAAGUUCAGGAGUUCUGCGCUAAUGACGGGUUUUGUCUAUUUACUCUUCUCAGAGCACGUAACUACCUUUGCGACCUUAAACAGAGUAUAGGUGCGUGUAUUACAAGACUUCAGUUAUUUUAAAAACCCCGUAAAUACCUCAAGUUACAAGGGCUUGUUAGAUGUGACUAGUUCGCGCAUAUCAUUUCUUACGAUUUGUUGCCCCACUUGCUGUUUUUACUUCCCGCAGUAAAGCUAUUUGACCGAAUUAUACAUCAUCCAAAAGCCGACCGUGUUAUCGGGGCCUUCUGCCGAAUAUGUAUCCUGUCAUGCAUUUUUAAAAAUUUUGCUCCCUUGUCAGAAUGUUGUAUCCAUCGCUUACAUGAAGGUCGUACUGUAAUUUAUUAUGGCUGAUGCAGCGGACAGGGUUCAGUCCAACUGCUGUUUACUUCCAUCAAAGAGUGCUGUCAAGAAAGAGAGAGAGAGAGAGAGAGAGAGAGUGGGGGUGGAAACACUGGAGUGAAAAUUCCAGGUUCAUUUUAUUGUUUUUUGCGCCCGUAUCUCAGCCUUAUUUCAAAAUAACCUGUUUUUUUAAUCUUGGUGUAACAAGUCGGAUGCUGCACUGUUAAGCCGCCGGCUCGCGUCCUGUUUAUUGUGCACGAGGAUGGUAAAAGUCGAUUUGAAGUGCCGCUCACUAACACGAUUCUGUUUUUCCACGGAACUUUAGCCUAGAGUCCAAUUAGGCUUAGCGACGAAAGCGGGUUAUUUUAAAUGGUAUUCUCGAUAUGAAGUCGAGGCAUUGCUUUUUGACUACAAUAAAUAAACUGUGAAUAAAGGUCCUCAUAGUGCAAUCGUGUUAGACGGUACCACUGCUCGAUAUAAUCACCAUAAGAAACCGUAAGCCUCGCUACUUGCGGCGUUAGCGUAGUGAUCGGUAAGACUUAACCCAAUCGAAAGUUCAAUGAUGUUAGAACCAGACAAGACACCUGCAAGAAUCAACCUAGUACCUUAAUUAAAUAAAUUGGACAGUAAUAUAACAUCCAACCAAGCGCUUGCCAUAAUGCUCGGCGGCUGUGAGAUGUUGCUAAAAUUAAAGAUCUGAAUCUGCUAAACUCUCUUAAACCCUGAUCAAGCUAGCAGCUUUGGUCAGUAAAUUUCAUAAUUUCAUUAUGCAUCCGCUAUGUGGUGUGGGAAGAGCACACUGUUUUCAAGCUUCAUCCCUGACCAGGAGAGCGCACCCCUCUGGAUUGAUGGCUGUCAACUUAAAGAUGUAGGCAGUUUUAAAUACCUCGCGGCGAGGCUGCUGUAUAAUGGACAGAGGAAGGACGACAUUGUCUCCCGACUCGAUGCUGUCCGCUGGGUUUUCUCAAGCCUUCGAAAAGGCCAAUGGAUCCGACGUGACCUCCCCAUCGCCAUUCAGAUUCGCAUGUACCGUGCAUCUGUCCGGUCUGUCCUUCUCUACAGUUGUGAAUGCUGGGCACUGCGCGUGGAGGACGUGCGAAAACUGGAAGUAUUUGACCACCACUGCUUGGGGACCAUCCUUCGAGUGAAGUUAACCGACUUCGUCUCAAAUUAGACAGUUCGCGCUCGCUGCGACAACAUCGCAAGGAUAACUCAGAUCAUCCAAGAAAGACGACUCAGGUAGUUCGGGUAUGUACUUCGUCGUUCACCUCAGGAGCUCAGUGUUACUGCCCUCGAUUCGGCACCAUUGCCCCAUUGGAGGUGACCAAGAGGGGGUCAGUUCAAAUCCUGGUUCGACACAGUUCGUCAAGACAUGGAGGUGGUUCUUGGACCUUCGGUAUUCGGUCCACGUCGUUGGCGAAGGGAAUGGGUUGAGCUGUCCAGAUUUGCCCACGGAUCGUCACGCGUGGAGAGGUACAGUUCGGGACAUCAUCGAGGCCGGCUAGAUCAGGCAUGAUCGCAGUCGUAUCAAGUGCAAGUACAAGCAAUGUCUGGGUUCGCCUGGGUCCGUGAAAUGAUUGGUCAUAUAUUCUGUCAACGUUAGUAGGGUUCAAAAAGCACUUCUGUAAUUUCGGUAGUUAACCGUCUUUCCUGAAGUAUAACUUCGACAGGGUUUCUAGAUAUGAUUGACUUUUGAGAAACUGUGUUUACUUUGGUCUAGGAGACCUUUUCAAAGGAGACUUAUACCGUGAUGGGGAGUUCUCCAGCGGUGUAUAACUUGUUGGACAAACGGAACCAGGUCCAGGGAUUUUUCAUCGGAAACUGUGGUGUAUUAAUAAAAGACACUCCCACGCAGCACGAAUUGCUAACUCGCUAGCUUAUUACGUUUAGCACUUGAAUAAUUAACCGUAUAGACACUUCAUCUUCUCAUGAUACCACGAUCUGGCUUUAAGAUUUCAAAUUUAGUUUAAAUUGUUUUGGUUAAAGCCAUUAGUAGUUUAGCAGAUUCUAGAGCCUGCAGGAUGUUGCCAAUGGUUACGAAGAUUCCUGGACCACGACACACACGAAGUCAGCUUAUGGGUGUGAUUUUCACACCUCCUAUUCCAACGAAUUAUUCCUGUCAGUUAUAAGACGUCAUUCUCCACUAAAAUUAUAUAAGAGAAACAUGUGGAGUUUUAAAGACGUACUGAAUGACCGAGCAAUUUCCGUUGUACCAGACACCAACAACAACUCGGUGGCACCUGUCUCGCUCUUCAGCUAAUACUUGGAAAAUCAUCAUUUGAUGUGAUAACUGUUUUCUGGACGGAGUCAGACUACAAUGGCUCCAUCUUUGUGAGACCUUUAUGGCGCUCCCACUUACGUCGGAUCCAGGACCCCUCUCUUAGCAUAUUGACAUGCGUGAAGUUAAGAACUAAGGCCGUGUCAGCCACUGCUCCCACGUCCAUCUCCGUUCGUCUUGACUUUGUUAUGCCGUCACAAGACGGUAGGCAGUGUGAAAAGGGCGCGCGGGGUAGAUGCAGUGUUGGUUGGAUUUUAGUGAGGGAGACUUUAGAAACAUCGACCUUACUCCUUCUCCAUACCCAUUCGGUCUUGUUUUGGUGGCGAGGCUAUCUCAAGACAACGUGGGGAUGCGAUGGGGCUCCAUAGCUGGCUCAACAAAAGUGUGUCCACUCGGACCAGAACGGCACUGUCCUGACUACAUUGCGGACAUGGCUUCUGGUUGAGAGGCACUCCGGCAAACUACUGCGUAUUCGAUAAAUGCGUGCUUUAGGGAAACACCUUAUACUUGUUGAUUCAGCCUGUUUCGUCCAUUCCCUCAAUUUGUCUUUUUUUCCUCGCAGGCGUUCGUCUAAAUGCCCCUAAUGGUAAAAACGAUGGGACGGUAGAUGGGAUCAGGUAUUUUGACUGCGAACCUCAAUGCGGUCUGUUUACGCGUCGUAAUCUUUUACGACCGAUAGCAGAGUUGGUCAUGCAACAAUCUGUCACAAGUCCAGUAAGUCAUCUUGCAUUGCGUGACUACUUGUGUCCUUGAAUCUUCUUCCUAUGCCUUGUAAACACCUGUCUUAUGCGUCCAACGUUUGCUUCUCAUGAUGCAUUUCUAGUAAACUAUUUGCCUUCGUAAUGUCUCCAGGGGUUCUCUCCCACUACUCCGGGCGCAGUAAGUGGUUCCGGUCAGCGGCGGCCGAGUGAGAACGUGGAGCUGCCAAACAUUCCACAAGGUCUGCGUUUGGGAGAUCGUGUGCAGGUAUCAGGAGGGCGCUUGGGUGUCAUCCGUUAUAUUGGACCUACUGACUUUGCCAGUGGCGAAUGGGUGGGCGUUGAACUGGAUGAAGCCUCAGGCAAAAAUGAUGGCUCUGUUUCCGGCAGAAGGUAACAUUGUCUGUAGAAUUGACUAGAACGUUUAUGGUGUCAGCUCUUGAGGGUUGCCACAUGUCCCUACUUAAAUUUUUUCGAUAGGUACUUCUCCUGUAAACCCAAUCAUGGUCUCUUUUCCGCGCCCACGAAAAUAACUCCACUUAAUGGAAAGCCAUCGGGUCGGCUUCUCCGAUCGUCCGCAGGCCGCAUGUAAGUAAACAUAUUUCCCAAUUUUGUGCCUUAAAACGCCACUCAGUACAUUCACACACUUCCGUCGCUAAUCACAAGCACUAGUCAUUAUAUCCGUCUUUGCGCGCUCUUUUUUUAGGGGAAGCCGUGAGUCCUUACUGUCUGCCAGUUCCAACUUCAGUUCUGUUUCUCGACCACACUUGCGUCCAGCAGCCGCGGUGAGUUUUCAGACUAAAUUCUUUACUUCUGGUGGCGAACUUUCCCUCAUGGUGUUUUGCCCAUUUUAUGCUUUUCUGCCUCUGAGCAUAGGACAUCAUGAUGGAAAGUGGCGAUAAAGUUCCUCAUUUCCGCAUUUCCCGCCACCAUUCUCCAACCUCUGGGCUUAUCAUUUUCGUCUAAUCUUGAUGGCUAUUUCUUUUUGUUUCUCCUUGCACUUAUCCUCCGCCGUCUUCUAAUUGUUUGUUGUCUAGCAACAGAGGAAACUCAACGCCACCCCAGGUACUCGUUCCUAUGGAGGAGCUAGUGUUCAAGCUUUGGAGGUAGGUUUUGCAGAUACUAGUAUCCGUUCGUUAGCAUUUUAUGUCCCGCAAAGUGGCGAUAGUUUGCAUGCAUUUUAUUUAUUCUCGUUAUGCUUUGUCUGGGGCUCAUUUGAAAUCCGACCAAGAAGUUUAUAACAAGCACUCGCUGGUUUCUUAUUUGACGUUUGUUCGACGAAUACACCCAGCUAUGUUACGACUUAUUAUUAAGCACUGAGAGCGCGAGCAUAAGGUCUGCAUUUAUCUGUCUGUCCAGUUAUUGCCUCAUGGUAUAAAACCUUUUUGCUGAGAUCCAACCCCGCAACCAGUUGAGAUAGCAUGGUGGUAAUGUCUUUUGUCUACUGAGGAGGCGACAGUUACAUAUUACAUCAGUGGUUUCAUGGGCAUUACCGCACAGGUUUCUGCAGUCGUUCUCUUGAGGACCUUUUUAAUUCUCACAUAUACUCAUCCGAACGGGCACGUUGGUAGGUGGCGGAUGGUAACCAUUUCUAUCAUACUGAGUUAUCGUCCCUUCUAUCAGCAAGUAGUGGUUACCUGCCUUUUUGUCUGUUAUUGCCACGGACGCCCUCUUCUCCGGGCACGUAAGGGUUCAGAAGGAGGAGGAACACCUCCCGCGUCACUUUUCUAAUCUGAAGCAAUUGCGUGUUGCCACUGAUCAUUUUAUUCCUGCACGCGACUGUGUUGAAGUGUUUUUCGGUAUCGCUGAUGACAUUGACGCUUUUGUUCUUACGUGUUUACUUGGGCCUUUAUUUUGAGUCCGUCAGAAUGAAUCUUGCUGCGGCAUCUGACAAAAUAUUGGCCAAUUUUGGAAAGACAACGAUUACCGUAUCACAUUCAAUCAUUCUCAAAUACGUCCGGUAUUUUGACGGCCUUUCGAGACUUCCAGGCCAGCGAGGGAUUGUACUGGGUGUCAUUUGACUCCGAAAAUCCGUGAAGACGGGAGUAGUGUCAACUGCCACACAUUUUGUUUUUAAAGUCUAUCGUCCUGUCGGUUUUGUGCAUCUUGGUCCUUCAGGCAGAACAUUCGCACCUCAUUUUGGUAGUUCUGUUCACCGGCGUAUGCAGUACAUCCAUUUUAUCAGUCUCUUCAGUGAUAUUUUUAAAUCUCUAUUCGUGUUAAUCAUCCUGCCUCUCCCCUCCUUCGAUAUGCCCUCUCACUAAGCCAUAAAUGUUAGUUUGCACUUACUCUCGACCAUCUAUCGCGCCACAGCUCCUACUGCAGACCUAAAAGGGAUGGAAUGUCUGGGCCAGUUAAAAAUAAACAGAUCUCGUGAUGUGUACACAUGAAAAAUGAAAAAAAGAGCUGCUUCGACGACACUAAACUAUGCAGAGAGCUGCAAAUAACAUGCAUUUAUUCCUUCAGACUGUUGGUCGAAUUUAAAGCACCUGUGCAAAACAAGCGGUUUUUCGUCAACCACAUAGGUAUUCUUUUUUGCGAAAGAACGUCCACAACACAAUUAACUGACUUUGCUUUUUCUGGAGACCUACCUCCUCAUGCCAUUCUUAGAUGCUGCAUUAUUUUUAACAAGAACCUAGUGCGGGAGAAGGAGGCUCACAUCGAACAGCUGCUGCAGGAGUUUGAAAUGGAACGGGCAGAAAUGGCAAAGAUUACCGUCGAGCGCGAGCAGGUAAGUAUCAGAGCAUGCAGUUUUGAUGACAGCGCAACUGUCUGCAUGUAAAUAGGCAGUAAUCCACCACAGAACAAACUCCAUCAGCACUUUAUUCCCUACGGGUUCAUGCAUCAUACGCAAACCCGUCACACCUUACCCACAGCGAGCACGGAACAUGCACUUCUCACGCAAAUAGGACCCGUGUCCUUCGGCUCCUUCUCCAUGUGACCUCUAUGCUACGCUAGCGCGUGCGAGAUCUAAGCAGCCCACCCCUCGCUGUGCGAAAACCUGGUUUGUUGUGUUCCUGUGUGUGGCAUGCGCAGACGGGCUGUUUUAACUCUGUCAGUCGCUGACCAAUAUCAGCAUCAGUUGAUAGAGCGUCUUGGACAGGCGGCCGGUGCACGGGGUGGGGAAGAGAGAGAAUAAGACUGACUCAGAGGACUCGGUACCCACGACAUUCAGCGCAUUUUCUUCGCCAUAAAAAAUUGGCGUUCUUUCUAACCAUCACUAUACGCUAAAAGGUGUGACUUGGAAGACUGCCAAUUGGCGAGAUAAGUUGGCCCUCGUUUUAGGAUGGGGGACCAAGGUGCAAUGUCCCCUUUCUUUGAAGUCGCGAUCCUAACCGCCUACCCCUCUGCUGUUGUGAUGAAAACCGGGUCUAUCGCGCGCAGACCAGGCGUGUGUGUGGCACGCGUAGAAGGACUGUUUGACUCCGCCAGCUGCUGCUCCCCAUCCCGCUUCCAGCCUUCCUGACUGUCAUGUCACCGGACUCGGGUGGGUAUGGAAGCAGAAAGUGCGAUAGAUCCAGCGCAAAUCAACUAGCACUAUAAAUCAAAUUAGUCGCAAGUCACCGUCCCUGCGCCGUCAUGCUGUGGGGCAGACGUGGACGCCGUCCGUACUGACGGUCGAAUUGUUAUGUCUCUUGGUAGCAAAAGUUGCGGGUGCUGUAUUUUCUGCUGUAGUCGUAGUGGGGCUUGCUAUACAUGCCCAACGAAAUGCAUUUGCGCUGGCAGUAGCACUAGUAGUCGUGAUGUCAGUAUUAGCACUGGUAGAUAUGCUGACGUUUACCGCAGCGGCAGUAUUUGUGUCUCUUCCCUUAGUGAUCAUAGUAGGUGCACCUUCGACUGUCGAAAGCGAGAAGACCAACUAUCUCCCCGCACGAGUUACGCGCGGUGGUCGCUUGCUCGGAAAUUCGUUUAUAGUGAGGGCGACUUUCGAUGCGUCUACCUCACACACUAUUUUCACAACCACCGCUUUUUGAUUACAGGGCAUAGUCCUGACGACCGGAUGUAGGCGUAGAUAUAAUGGCCGACAAAUCUAAAGGGCCGAUCUAAACGCCUAGCACACCACACGGCCCCUAGGACGACAACCACCCUGAGUCAUUAGGGGUAUCUGAGAUUGCAUGUGGGCGAGAGUGACAAAAGACCACACUGAGAAGGAGCCACUGCAAUCUUAUCCACAGACCUGAGUAUGACCGAGUUAUCAUUUCAGCUAGCGGUCUUAUAAACCACGGCUGUUGAUGCCUUUUGAUUGUUUCGGGCGUGCCUAGUUUCUUUUUACUGGGAGAACACUGGACGCUGGAUCGUUUUCACUCGCUCUUCUUUUUUAAACUCACCAGUGGUUCGUUCAUGUCAAGCUGAGUGAAAAUGAGAUUGAGCGCAGUGGCUGGCAUGACGUGGUGUCUCCUUACAACGCGUGACAGACAGGCAUUCCGAUCCUGCAUGUGUUAAAGGGUACCAUAAAGGUCACCUAAGGAAGUUGCCAUUGCGGCAUGACCACCUUGCCUCAUCAUCCCCCAACCCACAAAUCGCGGCCUAUAACGCGUCGUAAUUGUUUCAAGUGCGUAAGAUUCAUAAUCGUCGGGGAAUGUGCUAGAUUUCCAGUAUUGAUUUCACUCCCUAUUCGAUGUCUCGUGCGCCCCGUGUCCCGUCCGAACAUUUCGGCCGAUCGGUAAGGACCGCAGACGGAGUGACGGACUUGGCUGAGCGUCUCCGCGUCUAACUUUCCGCGCGCGUGCGCAGUCAUGCCUAACGUUUCAUGGGGCACUACGUACAUUGGGAAGCAUCACUGGUGUGUGAAGAAUGGAUGGUGGUGAUGUGAGCGGAAAGGUUCAUGCAGUGAUUGUGUGUGAAAAGUAUGAGCAAGGGGGAUGCGUGAUGUUUCAGUGAUCUUUGUUGUGCGCUUGUGCAUAUGACUGAGUAGGUCAGUGUGGUGAUUAGAAGUGUCGACACACAUGCUUGUGUCCUUUGGGCGUUGGCUGGCGCACCUGACACUGGUUUAGUAAUCGUGCUGAGGUGGCUCGGCAAGUGUCCACCCAGGCCGAUGAGUGAGUGGGAUGUGCGAGCACCGUGGAAAGAAGUUAGCACUGUGUCUACACUUUUGGCGAUUGCCAUCCGUGUCUUGUGAUGUUCCCACUUUGCUGACUACGCAGGUGUUCGACAAGAGCGGACGGAGACGGGGAAGCCGUGUGAGAGUGUUUUCUUCGGUAAUGGUGUUUGUUGUGCAGGGGAGGGGUGCGUUGGCCGUGUUGACAUCGUGCCGAAUCUGGAGGUGUCCAUAGAGACCAAAUUGGAUUUAGAGCAGCCAUUGACGCUGUCGUUUUGGCCUCCUCUGCUUGGUUCUCCAGUUUCUCUAUUAGACAUGCCUGUCAGUCCUCUAGAGUUGUUUCGCAUGUCUUCUGGUUAAUUUGGAGGAAGUUGGGGAGAGAUAUCCUUGUGUUGCUGAUGCGUCGUGCUCGUCCACUUUGCCCUGUCCAUAACGGGAUGGGCGGCCUUUGUGACAUAAACGACGGUGGUGUUGAUUUUAACUUCUUAGCAUACUUCCAGCAUUUGCCUGGUUGCGAAGAUCAUGUAGGUGGUUCCGUUUUUUGUAAUGCAUAUCGACUCUGGGAAGAAGUCAUUGCUGCAGGCAAUGGAGCAGUACUCGGGCGAGGGUCUUCUCCGUGGCGGUGGAAGGUCGACGGAAAAUUGUCGCAGGUCUGCUGGCUUACUUUACAGUUAUGUAAAAAAAUAAUGCUUAUCAUAAUGACAUCUUGUAUGAUGUCUACUUGUUGUUCUGUCUGGGACGAUUUGGUAAACUUGUUCGCGUCUUAGUGGCAUUAGUGGUACGAGUAGCGUCAGUAUAAUAAUUAUUACUAUUAUUGCUAUUACUAGUAGUUCAAGUCUUGGUGUAAUUUAUAAGUCUGGCAAUAGUGCGCUUGGAUGUACUAGUCAUCAGGCAAUGUAGGAAAUGGCUUUAUGUUUUCCUCGGAAGUAUAAUGCUUGCUUUUUCUCUUUUUUAAUGUCAUCAGGUUGAAACCGAAGUUGUUAAUCAGCGUUCGCUGAUUAGUCAGCUAACAGCACAAAUCGAACAACUCCAGAUGACUGUGAAUCAAAUGUCCGAGGAGAACAACAAACUGAAGCUGCGCGUUCACGAAGAAGUCAAGUAA